UCUAUAAUAAGUGACAUCAUAACGAGGAAUGCCUCGAAAUAUGAAAGUGGAUGACCCAAAAGUAAUAUUCAGCUCUAUCACCUAUUAACAGAGUCCAUAAUCGAUAGCGUGAUAUAUGUUAACGUGUAUGUUACAUAGCAUAAAUUACCAGUUUCGAUGUGAAUACGGUGUAUGGUACACGUUUUAUGUGCUUUGGAUUUUCUAAUCAAACGAGUUUUAAAAAAAAGAAAACAUAACAUUGCACUGGCGCCGAUAAUGAAAAAAGCUGGCCAAUCCACAGCCAAAAGUGGAUCUGGCCACAUUGGCAAAAGCGGGUCAAAACUAAAACCUGGCGGUUCAAUGGGGAGCGGUACAAAAAUAGGAUCGAGCAGUGGAAAUAUUGGCACCAGCAGUACAAAAAUCGGCGGAAAACUUGGUUCCAGUCCAAAAACUUCUACUUUCCAGCCUACCUCACAAAAGAGCUAUGCGCCCCCAUCAUUCACUCCAUCGAAGGCUGGAAAAUCAUCCACGAGUUUUGGAAUUAUAUGGCUACCAAUGAAAAAAAGGAAUAAAUACAAAGAUGCAAGUUUUAACUCAAACAAAAACGAGCGAUCACCAGAAAAAAGGCCAACCAUGUACGGGUUUAUGCCUGGCGAGUCGAAUCAUGCACCAUACUUGGACCAUAAGAAGGAAGAAACAAGCUUAAUAGUACCAGAGAGUAAAGCUAGUACUUCAGUGGCCGUCAUAGGAGCAGGGGCUGCCACUGCUACAGAAUUGUCUUCGGACAAAACGAGAACUGAAGAAAAGCAAGAUUUAAUUAAACAUGAGGAAGAAUCAAAGGAUGCUGCAGGUGAUCAUGACAAAACUGAUGACUACUUAGACAAUGAUAAGGUCAUAGUCAACGCUCCGAAACAUACAAACGAAAAACCUGGAGACAAUGUGGACAGCGUAUUCUUAAGACCACCGCCACCACAUAAACGGCGUCCAUCACCACCCGCUAAUGAAGAAGAGGAGGACUGUGGUAUUAAAUGCCUUUAUUACACGCUGCAAUGCUGUGAUUGUGUCCUCAUGUAAAGUGCCAUUUUAUUGUGCUUUCAGAGAAGUUUAUUCAUAGCCAGAUGACGGGCCUACGUCAUUUGGUCGGGUUAUGUCA
This is a messenger RNA of Aricia agestis (brown argus), 1132 nucleotides long. RefSeq lists its product as uncharacterized. NCBI's taxonomy places the organism in Eukaryota, Metazoa, Arthropoda, Insecta, Lepidoptera, Lycaenidae. The record is from RefSeq and is a predicted model, not a curated record. The transcript has 4 exons. The coding region runs from base 172 to 1053 and encodes 293 amino acids.